Messenger RNA from Ylistrum balloti, 1610 nucleotides. RefSeq names its product tRNA selenocysteine 1-associated protein 1-like. The transcript is spliced from 10 exons. The record is from RefSeq and is a predicted model, not a curated record. Gene Ontology annotation, molecular function: RNA binding. NCBI's taxonomy places the organism in Eukaryota, Metazoa, Mollusca, Bivalvia, Pectinida, Pectinidae. The coding region runs from base 52 to 915 and encodes 287 amino acids.
UGUAGUACUACCACGUUUUAUCACAGCAAUCAGAAACCUUUUAUUUGCAGCAUGUCAGGAGCAUCAUUGUCUCUCUGGAUGGGAGAUCUGGAGCCUUACAUGGAUGACUACUUCAUCACUGCUGCAUUUGAGCAGAUGGGAACAACAAUCAAAUCCAUGAAAUUGAUUAAAAACAAGGUCACAGGUCUCCCAGCUGGCUACUGUUUCAUCGACUUCCAUGAUGCAGAAAAGGCACAUGAUGCAAUGUUAAAACUGAAUGGAAAAAUCAUUCCCAACAGUAGCCCUCCCAAACGGUUUAAGCUGAAUACAUCCAGUCAUGGAAAAGAACAUCUUGCUGUACCAGAAUUUUCUCUUUUCAUUGGUGACCUGUCCAUGGAUGUUGAUGACUAUGUUUUGUAUUAUGCAUUUGCCAAGAAAUACAGAUCUUGCAGAUCAGCCAAAGUUGUACUAGAAAACAACGGACGCAGCAAGGGCUACGGGUUUGUUCGCUUCUCUGAGGAGACAGACCAGCAGAGAGCACUGAUAGAAAUGCAGCAUAUGACGGGUAUUGGGUCAAAGCCUAUCCGUGUGAGUCUAGCAACACCAAAACGACCUGUGCCUCAAGAUAUGUCAGGGGGUAUGCAUUAUGGUCACUACUAUGGACACAGUUAUCCUUACGGUGCUACAUACUACAACUACUACAACUCCCACACUUACUACAACAACCAAGACUACACUCCCCGCCAGAGUGGACACCAUGAGCAUAACACUGAAGAAGAUAUUGAUUCUUUAGAAGAACCCGAAUUGGAAGUUGAUAUUUUCAGAUACAACAAAGACUACAUGGAACAGAGUGAGGAAAUCUUUGAGGCAAUAGAAUUAUCAAGAUGGACACCAUUGGACAGCAUUGCAUCAAAAAUCACCAAUCAUAUUGUGUAAUCGCAAACUGUUUAUUGUUACAUCAUAUAUCACAAGCAGUGUUUAUUGUUACAUCAUUUGUUCACAGGCAACAUUAGCCUCCAAAUUGUUUUAUCACAGGCAACAUUUGUCAUCACAUCAUCAUCAAAGGCAAUGUUGCCAUCACAUGUCUGAUAAUAGACCUUGUUUGAUAUUACAUUAUCUGAUCACAGGCGGUGUCUGUCAUCAGACACUAGUAAAACUGCAGUGAAAGAGAGAAAGAAGAAUGGAUUUGAAAGUGAUUUUAAUUUUUCAUGAGCCUGCCAUUAAAUCUGAUGUCCACCGUGUAUCAUGGUUUCACCACUGUACCACAAAAUCCAAGGGUGUAAAUCAGGUGUAUGAUGUGAAUUUCAGUUUCAUCAGUGUGAUACAACUGAUUCUAGUACAGGAAAUUCAAUGAUAUGUUAAAGUUUUCUGAAUGUUUAAGAAGUAUGUGCUAAUACUUUAGUGUGCAUUUUGGUAUCCUUGUUUCUUUUUUUUGUCAGGGAUAAUGAGACACAAUAUUCCAAACAAUAUGAAAAAAUCUGCUUCUUAGCCUUUCUGGAAAAUAUCGGAUGAAAAUUAAAUGUGAAUAUUUUAUGAAUGAUUAAAAGCAAAAGUUAUAUGGUUGAUUAUAUGUACCAUGUAUGGUGACUUGUUUCUGUGAAAUAUUUUUGUUGAAUAAAGAUGAAAUGAAA